Molecule: messenger RNA, 447 nt
Organism: Serendipita indica DSM 11827
Lineage: Eukaryota; Fungi; Basidiomycota; Agaricomycetes; Sebacinales; Serendipitaceae
Source: the annotation of a GenBank genome assembly
AUGCCGGCUUUUGCACGAUAUACCACUUGGAUGAUUCAAACGACUCGCCAUGACGCUCUUACGCAACGAAUCACUGCCCCCACCGAAAAGAAGAAAAAGACCGGCAAGCGCAGCGCUCUCGCCGACGUUGUCACCCGCGAGUACACUAUCCACCUCCACAAGCGCGUACACGGUCGAUCCUUUAAGAAGCGUGCACCAUGGGCCGUCAAGUCCGUCGUCGAGUUUGCUCGAAAGCACAUGGGUACUUCAGACGUUCGCAUUGACCCAAAACUCAACCAACAGCUCUGGAGCCGUGGCGUCAAGAGCGUCCCCCAUCGCAUGCGUCUCAAGCUUGAGCGAAAGCGAAAUGACGACGAGGGUGCAAAAGAAAAGCUGUACACUUAUGCCUCGUACGUCCCGGUCGAGUCGUUCAAGGGUCUGCAAACAACCGUCGUCGACGCCGAGUAG